UCAUCACCGAAGACAUGGCCGCCGGACGAAGACAUCGACUCUUUGGAUCAGUUCUCAGUUUCAAUUCUGACCGUGAAAUCAGAGCGAAACAGUGGUUAUAAAAGUUACGGCACUUCUUCUUCGGCCAAUCGGUCCGAAGUUAACGAUAAUUACGUGGACUACGAGUCCAAUGAGACAAAUGAUGACAAUCUGAUGGAAGUUUUGGAUAAUUUCCGGGAAAACUGGAGACGAGAGUUGGAAAGCACUAAGAAUUGCAAUCAUUUGAGGCAAUGA
Messenger RNA from Medioppia subpectinata, 273 nucleotides. The record is from the annotation of a GenBank genome assembly. NCBI's taxonomy places the organism in Eukaryota, Metazoa, Arthropoda, Arachnida, Sarcoptiformes, Oppiidae.